AUGGCUGUGGUGAUAACCGUAGCAAUUGUGGCUGUGGUGAUAACCGUAGCAAUUGUAGCUACGGUUUAUGCCCGUAUUCACUGCCGGAAGAAAGCAAGAACGGCAAUUCCUGAAGAUGCCCGAAAUGCUACCAAUCAGCAAUUAGACAAAGUUUCAACCGAUGAUGUGACAAUAAGAGUAGAGGAGCCUUAUCAAUUUCCAAUGGUUAGAGAUCCACAGGUUCACUAUCCAACAAUGGAGAGAUUCCUCGAUAAUAUUGCCAGACACAAACCCAUCAGGUUUUCCCCUCGGCAGAUUCAAGAAUUCACUAAUAAUUGCUCAAACGUAUUGGGUUCAGGGGCUUAUGGGGUUGUCUUUAAAGGAAUGUUCCCAAGUGAAGUUCCUGUGGCUGUCAAAGUUCUCACCAACCAUUUCAGAAAUAAGAAAAUGGAAGAGCAGUUCAUGGCAGAAAUAGCCACCAUAGGAAGAACUUAUCAUGCCAAUUUGGUUAGACUCUAUGGCUUCUGCUUUGAUCCUUCUAUGAUGGCUCUUGUUUACGAGUACAUGGAGAAUGGAUCUCUUAACAAGGUGUUGUUCGACGAAAUGCGAGAGAUUGAGUGGCAGAAGCUGCAUGGGAUUGCAAUAGGAACUGCGAAAGCCAUAGCCUAUUUGCAUGAAGAAUGCGAACAAAGGAUUAUUCACUACGAUAUAAAACCUGAAAACAUACUUCUUGAUCAUUCUUUGAAUCCCAAGGUUGCAGAUUUUGGGUUGGCAAAGUUAUGCAAUAGAGAAGACAGUAAGGUAACGUUAAGUGGUGGUAGAGGAACGUUGGGAUACUCUGCACCAGAGGUUUGGAGUAGGAACCAUCCGGUGACCCACAAGUGCGAUGUUUACAGUUUUGGAAUUGUGCUGUUAGAAAUUGUUGGAAGGAGAAGACAUUUUGAUGCCAAUCUAAAUGAGUCUCGUCAAUGGCUUCCAAAAUGGACAUGGGAUAUGUACAAGAAUAAUGAACUUGAAUUAAUGUUGUCUCUUUGUGGGAUUGAACAGAAGCACAGAGAGAAAGCAGAGAGAAUGGCUAUUGUGGCAUUACAAUGUGUUCAUCAUUCACCUGAUGUGAGACCUGUAAUGAGCGAUGUGGUGAAGAUGCUAGAGGGAAGCAUGGAAAUAAUAGAGCAACAUCCAAAUCCAUUUGAGGAUUUGGAAUCUUUCCGACCCAAUAUUGGAUUGCUCUUUGGAAAUGAUGAAGAUUCAAACUCUGCUUCAAGAAGACAUAUUUCCAAGCCACCUUAUCUGGUUCCUAAGGGUGAAAAAGAAAUUGAGUUAGCUACUUGUUGAAGCCCUUUUUUUUAUUGUUCUUUUACCAUUUAGAUAUAAGAGUUACAUGCGAAAUAAAAGAUGAGUUAUGUUUAUGUUUCAUCUAUCCCCUUUAAAAAUUUUUAUUUUUAAAUAGAAAUAGGUUGAAUAUGAAUUUGUUUUUAAUAUACUGCUGUAU
Messenger RNA from Manihot esculenta (cassava), 1471 nucleotides. Its product is annotated as rust resistance kinase Lr10. NCBI's taxonomy places the organism in Eukaryota, Viridiplantae, Streptophyta, Magnoliopsida, Malpighiales, Euphorbiaceae. Gene Ontology annotation, biological process: protein phosphorylation. The transcript has a single exon. The record is from RefSeq and is a predicted model, not a curated record. Gene Ontology annotation, molecular function: protein kinase activity; ATP binding. The coding region runs from base 1 to 1314 and encodes 437 amino acids.